CUCCAAAAGUCAGAUCCGGAGUGCGCCAGGAGGAGGAAGGUCGCCGCGCUCUUCUCUCCUCCCUCUCCUCCCUCUCCUCCUUCUCCUCCUUCCUGCGCCCCAUCCUCCCUGCCGCCGUGUGCCAUGAAGAGACAGAACGCCCGCACCCUCGCCCUCAUCGUCAGCAUCCUCACCUACCUGGUGGUGGGGGCGGCCGUGUUCGAGACGCUGGAGUCGCGGCAGGAGCGCAGCCACAAGCGGCGGCUCGACGCCAGGAAGCACGAGCUCAUGCGCAAGUACAACCUGAGCCGGGCGAACUUCGAGGAGCUGGAGCUCGUCGUGCUGCAGCUCAAGCCGCACAAGGCGGGCGUGCAGUGGAAGUUCGCCGGCUCCUUCUACUUCGCCAUCACCGUGAUCACGACCAUCGGUUACGGCCACGCGGCGCCCAGCACCGACUCGGGGAAGGUGUUCUGCAUGUUCUACGCCCUCCUGGGGAUCCCCCUCACGCUGGUCAUGUUCCAGAGCCUGGGCGAGCGGAUCAACACGUUCGUCAGGUACCUGCUGCACCAGGCCAAGAAGUGCCUGGGGAUGCGCCGCACCGAGGUCUCCAUGGCCAACAUGGUGACGGUGGGCUUCUUCUCGUGCAUGAGCACGCUGUGCGUGGGCGCCGCGGCCUUCUCCCACUGCGAGGGCUGGAGCUUCGUCCACGCCUUCUACUACUGCUUCAUCACGCUCACCACCAUCGGCUUCGGGGACUACGUGGCGCUGCAGAAGGACGACGCGCUGCAGAACGACCCGCGGUACGUGGCCUUCUGCUUCGUCUACAUCCUGAUGGGCCUGACGGUGAUCGGCGCCUUCCUCAACCUGGUGGUGCUGCGCUUCCUCACCAUGAACACCGAGGACGAGCGGAGGGACGCCAAACAGAGGGCCCUGAUGACGGUCGGCACGUCCAGGGGGGAGGUGGCCCGCCUGAUCCCCGUCUCGGCCUCGACCUCCUCCACGCCCGUGGCGCAGGACAGCGCAAAGGCCAAAGAUUUGAAAGGCGCCUACACCGAGGUGCUCCACUUCCAGACUAUAUGCUCCUGCCUGUGGUACAGGAGCAAGGAGAAGCUGCGGGGCUCCACACCCACGCUGCUCCCCCAGGAGCUGACGCUCUCCGAUGCCUACUUGCAGCAGAACAUGAACCGCCCGCACUACAUGGAGCCCGGGUCGACGGGCUGCGUUUGCAGUCCGCGUCCGUGCGCGAGCAUAAGCUCCAUCACCACGGGCCUACACCUUCUCUCGCCGUUCAGCGUGUUCAAGCGACGCAGCUCCGUCUGAGCCUUCCGCCCCGCCGCGGCUUUUCGGUAUACGGCACAAUUACAGGUCGGUUGCCGCCUAAGUGGACAGCGGAUGCCUGAGUAGCCGCGAAAAAACGUGACUGCAAAGUGAUGCUUGUGGUGCUAUAAUCCCAGUAAGCCAAUGGGAGGAGGCAGGGGAAAAGGGAAAACAAUGACAAUCAGUACUGUACACAGCAAAAUCCCCCCUCAAAUAUGUAUCUUAGGAAGCACAACGCCAGAUGUUUUGACUCAAGUCUUUCAGGGUUCGUCCUGAGCGAAGUCCCCGGGUGGUCGAGGACAUGUAAGGUGGUCGCCUUACACGGUGCAGGUCGUGUGACGCGAUAUUCGUGUUUGGUUUUCGAGUGCAGACUGAGCAAACGCACAAAGAAAUGGAAAAAUGACAAAAUAACAGAAAAAGCAUCUUGCACAGCUCUGCAGCGAGUUCCAGUUUCCAAUUCUGUCUCUAAUGUUUUGGGCUCUAUUAGGAACGCGUCUUGAUGACCCAAGAUAGAAAAUAGAUUUCACAUCACAGUGUUUUGCAACGGCACCAGUUCACAUUCAGCCGCCAGCCCUCGUACGGAUCGCAUCGUUCAUCUGAACCGACGGUGACUUCGCGUGACUCACGCGCGCGGUUUCGCCUCCGUUCGUCGUUAUUUUCAGUCCUCCGGCGCAUCGGGCGCGAGUGCUGCCGAAUUGAGUGGAGGAAAAAAGUGAGAAGAAAAACAAACCAAACGCGGUGACACACUGUAAUCCCAAACGUGGCGAAGCCGUAUGAGUAAUGAAGUGGAGUGAUCACAAGGGGAGACUCACCAGCGGCACUGGCUGGAACACACUUGACUGGUUUUAAUUCAAACGACUUUAAAAGAACUACUCCACAAAAUGACCCGCAGGCGGAAAUUAUAAAAAUGAGAACAAAUUGAACGUGAUGACUAACCUGCCGGGGGUUUCUUGGAUACUGUAGUGUCCGCGUGGUUCUGCCGGGUGCAGGUAUCGGUCCGGAGCAGGUGCCGGUCUUAUUCACGGCCCUGCGAUGCGACGCCUUUCUUUCUUUCAAUCGAUCCCUCCAGGAACCAGUUAUCACACCCUCAGAGGAACGAUUUCAAAUUUCUUGCUGCAAGUUGGACGGGAAGACCUCCGCCGCCCUGGAGUCAGCGCGGAGCCGGAGACAGGAGGGCCAAAACCAAAACAGGACAACCCCAAUGAUGGACCCUUGGGAGAGUUGAAUAUCCAAUGCGUCUCUGGCAUCGAUGUCCGCGGGGUGUGUUGACGCUUCCGCGUGGACCUGGGCGGCCGCGAGGCUCCGCGGCUCAUUCGCCAUCACACUGAAUCACCGGGUGAUGGCGUCAUCAUCAGGCGACAGGAUGUGAUGUCAGGGAGUUUUAAAUCCCCAAAGAUUCAUUCAAAAACUCUCCAAGAAUGUGGCCGGUUGUUGCUCUUGUGAAUCAAAUCGGAACGCAAGUGACGAGGAAAGAAUAUAAAGACCCAAAAUGUCUAUGUUUGUCAUCUCUGACAUCCCAAUGUGCUUUAGUCUCAGUGUGAGAUCAUACAUGACGAAAGAAAAGCACCGCGUUGUCACGUUUUGGAUUGUUGAAAGGCAUUCUGGGAAAUCCCCCACCCCGGGGGCGUGCGAUGAAAUACUUCACCUCAAAUCCAUGUUAAAGAAUACUACUAGUCAAAGUACUGUAUGCGAAAUGAUACGUGGGUAAAAGUACAGAGAUAUUAUAAGCAAUAUGUACUGGAAGUAUCAAAAAAUAAAAGUAUACUAUAAUCCUCCCUGUGACCGUCUUAAUUGUUUUGUAAUAUUUCCCUCUGCGAUGUUGUGGAGGAGACGAAAUCUAAAAUAGCAAUAACUAGGGUGACGGGAAUGUGGCCGCUACAAUAUUAAAUGAUUCAAGAUUUUAAUUUGAAGAUCACUCAUGGAACAAUUCAAAGGUGUUUUUUACUUUUCCUUUCUGCCAUUAAUUGGUCAUUUGACUUACAAAUUAUAUUUGAUCGCUGCCUUUUUUUUGUCUCACGAGAAACUGUUUUUAUGUGUCAGGGAAAAUUGUCCUGCACCGUACGAAAUACUAAAGAGGGCCACGCUACAGAAAGAAAGUGUAUGAUUUGAUUCUUUCUGCUUUUGACUUGAUUUUGAGUAGUAAAGUACUGUAUCAUGUUGCAUGAACAGGCCUCUCUGUGUCAUGCUUGGAAAAUAAAAAUAAAAUGAAAUAAAACAUGA
Messenger RNA from Scophthalmus maximus (turbot), 3516 nucleotides. It is a transcript of the gene kcnk3b, whose product is annotated as potassium channel, subfamily K, member 3b. Gene Ontology annotation, biological process: potassium ion transmembrane transport; stabilization of membrane potential. The coding region runs from base 124 to 1299 and encodes 391 amino acids. The transcript is spliced from 2 exons. Gene Ontology annotation, cellular component: membrane. NCBI's taxonomy places the organism in Eukaryota, Metazoa, Chordata, Actinopteri, Pleuronectiformes, Scophthalmidae. Gene Ontology annotation, molecular function: open rectifier potassium channel activity; potassium ion leak channel activity. The record is from RefSeq and is a predicted model, not a curated record.